Molecule: messenger RNA, 1224 nt
Organism: Doryrhamphus excisus (bluestripe pipefish)
Lineage: Eukaryota; Metazoa; Chordata; Actinopteri; Syngnathiformes; Syngnathidae
Gene: ormdl1
Product: ORMDL sphingolipid biosynthesis regulator 1
Cellular component (GO): endoplasmic reticulum membrane
Source: RefSeq, a predicted model, not a curated record
GGUCAGGCUGCGCCCAUAGACUGAACACAUCAACAAGUGGGUCGACAUUUCUCUUCGCAGUGUUACCGUGCUGUUUGACAGAAUGAAUGUGGGUGUGGCACACAGUGAGGUGAACCCAAACACUCGGGUCAUGAACAGUCGAGGGAUCUGGCUCACGUAUACACUCGGUGUUGGAAUACUUCACAUUGUGCUCUUGAGCAUACCGUUCUUCAGUGUGCCAGUAGUGUGGACCCUCACGAAUGUCAUCCACAACUUUGGAAUGUACGUGUUUAUGCAUGCGGUGAAAGGGACGCCCUUUGAGACCCCUGACCAAGGGAAGGCCAGACUUCUUACACACUGGGAACAGCUCGAUUACGGCAUGCAGUUCACAUCUUCUAGAAAAUUCUUCACCAUUUCCCCAAUCAUUUUAUAUUUUUUGGCAAGUUUCUACACAAAAUAUGACACAACACACUUCUUCAUAAACACGACCUCACUUUUAAGCGUGCUGAUCCCCAAGCUACCACAACUGCAUGGAGUUAGAGUCUUUGGGAUUAACAAAUACUAAGUCUGGUUCAAGAUAAACUCAGUAUAUUGUCUUCUGUUCAACAUGCGUGUGUAAUAUGCUGUGCAAAUAAUUACAUUGUCAUUGAAAUCAUUGAGUUAAAUACAUUUUCAAAUGGAAACGUUUGAAGACCGGCUGCAACGCGCAAUUUUAACUUGAGUUAUUAUGUGUUUCGGUGUGGGCUCACCUGGGCUGGCCCAGGUAUCAGGAAGGUUUUUUUUUUUUUUUAAUUAUCUGUAGCCUUUUGAUUAACCUCUGCUUAUUUUGUAAGUUAUAAAUAUGUGAACAUGGAGUUUCAAGGCGGUAAACUUACAAAAUUGUCCAUGAAUAUGAAUGUUUGUUUUUCUUGAUCUGACUUGAAUUCACUUGGUGACACUAAUUGUAAUGACAUUUGUGUGUAGCCAUGGCAAUACCCCAAAUGUACUUAUGUACUUUUCAAAAAUAUUUACUUCGAGUGAGAGCUGUGUCUCUUUAUUGGUACACUGAUUUCAUAAAGGGUCUCAAAUUGUAACAACGGAAAUAUUCACAGACAUCAUGACAUUAUUAGUAGCUGUUGACUGUUUGUAAUGUUUACCAACAAACUGAUAACUAAUGAAAUCAGAAGCAGUGGCAAGCACGUAUUCAAGUGUACAAAUAUUUCACAUUUUAUUUUAGGGGUUUGGUAAAUAAAUAAGCUUGUCAUA